AUGGAUGAAUUUGAAAAGUUCGAGUUAACACAAGAGGAUAUAUUACACUUGGAGAAUAUUGAAAUAAAUCUUCUGAACCAUAGUUUUGAAGUAGAUACCGAUGCAGAUGUUCAACCAAGUCGCCGAAUUAUUCUGUCAGAGAGUGAGAAUAGCGACGAUGAAAUCUCAAGGGUUAUUGCCGAUACUGUUGGUGAAACAUUCCAAGAAAAUACACAAGAAAUGAAUGGAGUGCGGACUCGAGUAUGUUCUUGGACUACAGAACAAUUACAGUCAGCUUUUGAUGACAUUGAUAAAAAAGACAAGGGGAUCAAUGAAAUAUUCUGA
This is a messenger RNA of Arctia plantaginis, 324 nucleotides long. NCBI's taxonomy places the organism in Eukaryota, Metazoa, Arthropoda, Insecta, Lepidoptera, Erebidae. The record is from the annotation of a GenBank genome assembly.